Molecule: messenger RNA, 677 nt
Organism: Eruca vesicaria subsp. sativa (arugula)
Lineage: Eukaryota; Viridiplantae; Streptophyta; Magnoliopsida; Brassicales; Brassicaceae
Source: the annotation of a GenBank genome assembly
AGCGGCGACGACCUCAAAAGCUCCACCGACCCUUCUCUUUCUUCUCCAAAGUUUCCAACAUCAUGGAAGGGAAGGAGACUAGCAAGGAUCUUCUUGAACUAGAACACAAGAACCCAUCUUCUUUCCCCUCCUCUGCUCUCGAUUCAGCACUUUUGUUCCGUAAGGAGACCAAGAAGAAGGAAGAGAAAGCUCCAUCAAAGCCAACGAUAGCUCCACUUCCCAAAAGCGAGUUUCUCGACAAAGUCAAAGGCUUCCUAGGUGUCAUGGCCGAAGCGAACAAAAAGUUGGAGAAAGAAACAGAAGAAGGAAACUCUGAAGCUUUUGAUAUCGAAGCGCUUACGGGAAACGAAUCUCAAGUUAUAGAGAUGGAUUUGAUGCUCGGAGUAGCUGAUCUCAAUACGCCUGAAGCAGUUAAGGCUGCUGAAGCAGCUAUUGCUGGGAUUAGUUUGGUUAAUCAAGAAAGCAGCGAUGAGAAUGAUAGUGAGGACGAAGAUGAGAAGAGCUCUUUGGGUGAAGAAAGUAAAAGAAAACAAAACAAGAUCGUUGAACUAUCUUAAGAUUAUUUUUUUUGCGCUUCUCGAGUUCUAUAUUUUAUAUGUAACGCUUACCAAAUGUUAUCAUUGAGAAUCAUUCAUCAGUUAUGUUUUGUCUUGGACUCUAUUACAGAAAAUUUUCAU